CUGGUUCCCCAAACCAGCCCCGACUGCCCGGACACUGCGCCUGCCAGCCACCAGCCAUGGCAGGCCGUCGGGGCCUCUUGCUCUGCGUCCUGGCCUUCUGCCUGGCAGGCCCCAGCUUUGUCAGAAGCCAGAAGGUGCACUCCAAACGCUGUGACGUAAAGACCAAGUUUGUCACCCACACACCUUGCACUGCAUGUCCUGCCAUCAAGAAGCGGGUAUGUCCCCUUGGCUGGAUUCGGCAGUUUCCGAUGAAGAUCUCCCAGGAUUGUCGUUACGAAGUGCAGCUGGGGGACGCACUGGUGGCCAUGAGCGGCUGCAGCAUUGAGUGCUGGAAGGACGUGGUACAGAAGGCCUGCUGCCCCGGCUACUGGGGGUCCCAGUGCUACGAGUGUCCUGGGGGUGCCAAGAACCCCUGCAGCGGUCACGGGACCUGCCUGGACGGGCUAGACAGAAAUGGGACCUGCGUGUGCCAGGAGAACUUCGGGGGAACAGCCUGCCAACAGUGCCGGGACCCCAACCGCUUCGGGCCUGACUGCCAGUCAGAGUGCAGCUGCGUGCAUGGACUGUGCAGCCACGGGCCACUGGGGGACGGCUCCUGCCGCUGCUUCGCCGGCUACACCGGCCCCCGCUGUGACCAAGAGUUGCCUGUGUGCCAGGCCCUGCAUUGUCCCCAGAACUCAGAGUGUUCUGCCGAGUCGCCCACCUGCAGCUGUCUGCCUGGUCACGCCCGGGCGGGGUCGGAAUGCCGAGCCCUUGACCCCUGCUGGCCGUCGCCCUGCUCCCCUCUGGCCAAGUGCCAGGUGAACCCGCAGGGGCAGGCGCAGUGUCACUGCCCUGAGAACUACCACGGCGAUGGGAGGGUGUGUCUGCCCCACGACCCGUGCACCGUCAACUACGGAGGCUGCCCCAGUGACUCCACCCUGUGCCUGUACCAGAAGCCGGGCAAGGCCUCCUGCGCCUGUAGGCCCGGCCUGCUCAGCGUGGCCCGGAACGCCUCUGCCGGCUGCUUCGCCUCCUGCUCCCCCCACACCUGCGACCGCUCAGCCACCUGCCAGGUGACCCCUGAUGGGAAGACCAGCUGCGUGUGCAAGGAGGGGGAGGUGGGGGACGGGCGAGCCUGCUACGGACACCUGCUCCACGAGGUGCAGAAGACCGGCCAGAUCGGCGUGGUGUUCCUGCGUCUGAGGCUCGCCUUCACCAUGCUGGACCAGGGCUGUCGGGAGCUCCUCACCACAUCGGGCCCCUUCACCGUCCUCGUGCCGUCCGCCUAUGACCCCUCCAGGAGUAUGAAUGCCACCUUGGCACAGCAGCUCUGCCGGCAGCACGUGAUCGCAGGACAGCACCUGCUGGAGGACUUGGGGACUCAGCACACACGCAGGUGGUGGACGCUGUCGGGGCAGCAGAUCACCGUGACCUUCAACCGCUUCCUGCAGAAGCACACGUACAUGUACAGCGACCAGCCACAGCAGACCUUCACCGUCCAGAACGCCAACCACCCCGCCGCCAAUGGCGUCUUCCACCUGGUCACCCCUCUGCGGUGGCAGCCUCCGCCCACACUCCUGCAGGACCCCAGGAGAACCAUCGGCCAGAUCCUCGCGUCCACGGAGGCCUUCAGCCGGUUUGAGACCAUCCUGGAGAACUGCGGGCUGCCCUCCAUCCUGGACGGGCCCGGGCCCUUCACGGUCUUUGUGCCCAGCAACGAGGCCGUGGACAGCCUGCGUGACGGCCGCCUCAUCUACCUCUUCACUUCAGGUCUGUCCAAGCUGCAGGAGCUGGUGAGGUUCCACAUCUACAACCAUGGCCAGCUGACUGUGGACAAGAUCAUCGCCAAGGGCCGGAUCCUCACCAUGGCCAACCAGGUCCUGGCAGUGAACGUCUCUGAGGAGGGGCGCAUCCUGCUGGGGCCGGAGGGAGUCCCACUGCAGAAGAUGGACAUGCUGGCCGCCAAUGGCGUGAUUCACAUGCUGGACGGCGUGCUGCUGCCCCCCACCAUCCUGCCCAUCCUGCCCAAGCACUGUGACGAGGAGCGGCACCAGAUCGUGGAGGGCUCCUGUGUGGACUGCCAAGCACUGAACACCAGCACGUGCCCACCCAACAGUGUGGCACUGGACCUCAUUCCCAAGGAGUGCGUGUACGUCUACGACCCCAUGGGACUCAAUGUCCUGAAGAAGGGCUGUGCCCGCCACUGCAACCAGACUGUACUGAAACCCGGCUGCUGCAAAGGGUUCUUCGGGCCAGACUGUGCGCAGUGUCCUGGGGGCUUCUCCAACCCCUGCUACGGCAAAGGCAAUUGCAGUGACGGAGUGCAAGGCAACGGAGCCUGCCUCUGCUUCCCCGACUUCAAGGGCCUGGCCUGCCACAUCUGCGCCAGCCCGAACAAGCACGGCGAGCAGUGCCAGGAUGACUGCGGUUGUGUCCACGGUCUCUGCGACAACCGUCCCGGCAGUGGGGGGGUGUGCCAGCACGGCACAUGCGCCCCAGGCUUCAGCGGCCUCUUCUGCAAUGAGUCCACACGGAGCUGCGGGUCCUCAGAGCAGGCCCAGAGCUGCCACCCGCAGGCCCGCUGUGUCAGCCAGGAGGGCGUGGACAGGUGCCUCUGUCUGGAUGGUUUUGAGGGCGAUGGCUUCUCCUGCACACCCCACAACCCCUGCUCCCUCCCAGACCGCGGUGGCUGCUCCGAGAAUGCGGAGUGUGUUCCGGGAGCCCCCGGCACCCACAAUUGCACCUGCCACAAAGGUUGGACGGGGGACGGCCGCGUCUGUGUCGCCAUCGAUGAGUGUGAGCUGGACGCACGGGGAGGCUGCCACGCCGACGCUCUCUGCAGCUACGUGGGACCAGGGCAGAGCCGGUGCACCUGCAAGCUGGGCUUUGCGGGGGACGGCUACACGUGUAGCCCCAUCGACCCCUGCCGUGCCGGCAACGGUGGCUGCCACGACUUGGCCACCUGCCGGGCAGUAGGGGGCGGCCAGAGAGUCUGCAAAUGUCCCCCCGGCUAUGGCGGCGACGGCCUCAGCUGCUACGGGGACAUCUUUCGGGAGCUGGAAGCAAACGCCCACUUCUCUGUCUUCUUCCAGUGGGUGAAGAAGGCUGGUUUCACUCUUCCUGCCAACGGCAACUUCACAGUGCUGGUGCCCUCCGAGUCUGCCAUCCGCAGGCUGAGCUCUGAGGACCAGGCCUUCUGGAUGCAGCCCCGGCCACUGACCGAGCUGGUCAGGGCCCAUUUUCUCCAGGGUUCCCUGUCUGAGGAGGAGCUGGCCCAGCUGGGUGGGCAGGAUGUGGCCACCCUGAACCCCACCAUCCGGUGGGGGAUCCGCAACAUUAGUGGGAGGGUCUGGGUGCAGAAUGCCAGUGUGGCCGUGGCCGACCUCCUCGCCACCAACGGUGUCCUGCACAUCCUCAGCCAGGUCCUCCUCCCUCCCAGAGGGGACGUGCUGCCCAGGCAGGGCCUCCUGCAGAUCCUGAAGUUGACACCCAGUUUCCACCUCUUUGGGGAGCUGCUGCAGCGCCACGGGCUGGUGUCCCAGAUUGAUGCUGCCACAGCCUACACCAUCUUCAUACCCACCAACCACUCACUGGAAGCCCAUGGCAACAGCAGCAGCCUGGACGCGGACACUGUGCGCCAACACGUGAUUCUGGGUGAGGCGCUGUCUACGGACACUCUGCGGAGGGGCGGCCAUCGCAACUCCCUGCUGGGCCCCACACACUGGCUGGUCUUCUACAACCACAGCAACCAGCCAGAGGUGAACCGUGUGCCCGUGGAAGGUCCCAUAGUGGAGGCAUCCGGCAUUUCCCUGUACGGCAUUUCCGGGGUCUUGACAGUGAGCUCAAGCCGCUGCCUGGAAAGAAGCCAUGCUGAGGCCCUGAGGGAGAAAUGUGUCAGCUGCUCCCGGAAGUUCCGCUGCACUCGGGGCUACCAGCUGGAGGAAACCCCCCGGAAGAGCUGUGUCUACCAGUCUGGCUACUCCUUCUCCCGGGGCUGUCUGUACACAUGUACCAGGAAGAUCAAGGUGCCCGACUGCUGCCCAGGCUUCUUUGGCACGCUGUGUGAACCGUGCCCUGGGGGCCUCGGUGGCGUGUGCUCAGGCCAUGGGCAGUGCCAGGACAGGUUCCUGGGCAGUGGGGAAUGCCACUGCCAUGAAGGCUUCCAUGGGACCGCCUGUGAGAUGUGCGAACUGGGCCGCUAUGGGCCCAACUGCACUGGAGUGUGUCACUGUGCCCAUGGGCUGUGCCAGGAGGGGCUGCAAGGGGAUGGGAGCUGUGUGUGUGACGUGGGCUGGCAGGGCCUCCACUGUGACCAGAAGAUCACCAGCUCUCAGUGCCCUCAGUGUGACGUCAAUGCCAACUGCAUCCAGGACUCGGCUGCAGCCCCUACCUGUGUCUGUGCUGCAGGGUACUCGGGCAACGGCACCUUCUGCUCAGAGGUGGACCCUUGUGCCCACAACCAUGGCGGCUGCUCUCCCCAUGCCAACUGCACCAAGGUGGCACCUGGCCAGCGGACAUGUACCUGUCAGGACGGCUACUCGGGUGAUGGGGAGCUGUGCCAGGAGGUUAAUGGCUGUCUCGUCCGCCACGGGGGCUGCCACGCACAUGCAGUCUGCAUCCCCACCGGGCCCCAGCAGGUCUCCUGCAGCUGCCGUGACGGUUACAGCGGGGACGGCAUCCGGGCCUGCGAGCUCCUGGACCCCUGCUCCCAGAGAAACGGGGGCUGCAGCCCCUAUGCCGAGUGCAAGAGCACAGGGGACGGCCAGAGGACCUGCACCUGCAACCCGGCCCACUCUGUGGGGGAUGGCUUCACCUGCCGAGCCCGCGUCAGCUUGGAACUCCUUCGGGACAGCCAAGCCUUGUUCUUCAGUCUUUACCUCUUGGAAUACAAUGAGCUCAAGGGAGAUGGACCUUUCACGAUCUUUGUGCCCUACGCAGAUCUACUGGCCAACCAGUCCCAGGAUGAGCUGGCCCGCAUUCGCGCCCAGCGCUCCCUUCUGUUCCGCUACCACGUGAUUGGGUGCCGGCGGCUGCGGAGCCAGGAGCUGCUGCAGGAGGGCUAUGCCACCACGCUCUCGGGGCACUCGCUGCGCUUCAGCGAGCGGGAGGGCAGCAUCUACAUCAAUGACUUCGCGCGCGUGGUGAACAGCGACCAGGAGGCGGUGAACGGCGUUCUGCACUUUAUUGACCAAGUCCUGCUGCCGCCCGAGGCGCUACACUGGGAGCCCGGUGCGGCCCCCGUACCGAGGAGAAAUGUCACCGCCGCUGCAGAAAGCUUUGGGUACAAGAUCUUCAGCGGUCUUGUGAAGACAGCUGGCCUCCUGCCCCUGCUGCGUGAUGGGUCCCACCGACCCCUCACAAUGCUGUGGCCCACAGACGCAGCCCUGCGGGCGCUGCCACCAGAUCGGCAAGCCUGGCUGUACCAUGAGGACCACCGUGACAAGCUGGCAGCUAUCCUGCGGGGUCAUAUAAUCCGCAAUGUCAAGGCUUUGGCAUCUGACCUGCCCAACCUGGGCUCCCUCCGCACUAUGCAUGGGACCCCUAUUUCCUUCUCCUGCAGCCGUGCUCGGCCGGGUGAGCUCCUCGUGGGAGAGGACGAAGCCCGCAUUGUGCAGAGGUACAUGCCCUUCGAGGGUGGACUGGCCUAUGGCAUUGAUCAGCUGCUGGAACCUCCUGGUCUUGGCGCUCGUUGUGACCGCUUUGAGACUAUGCUGCUGCGAUUGGUCUGCAGCAUCUGUGGGCUGGAGCCACCAUGUCCUGAGGGCUCCAAGGAGCAGGGAAGCCCCGAGGCCUGCUGGCGCUACUACUCCAAGUUCUGGUCAUCCCCGCCACUACAUUCGCUUGGCCUGCGCAGUGCCUGGACUCGGCCCAGCUUCUGGGGCCAGCCUCAGAGUCUGGGCAGGGGCUGCCAGCGCAACUGUGUCACCACCAGCUGGAAGCCCAGCUGCUGCCCUGGCCACUACGGCAGUGAGUGUCGAGCUUGCCCAGGUGGUGCCAGCAGCCCCUGUAACGACCAUGGUACGUGUCUGGAUGGCAUGAGCGGCAGUGGACAGUGCAGGUGCCAUUCAGGGUUUGCGGGGACAGCAUGUGAACUCUGUGCUCCGGGGUACUUUGGACCCCAUUGCCAAGCCUGCACCUGCACUGCCCACGGCCUCUGUGACGAGGGCCUUGGAGGCUCUGGCUCCUGCUUCUGCCUGGAAGGCUGGACAGGGCCACGCUGUGAGGUGCACCUGGAACUGAAGCCUGUGUGUACCCCACCCUGCGCACCCCAGGCUGUGUGCCGCACGGGCAAUACCUGUGAGUGCAACCUGGGUUAUGAAGGGGAUGGCCACCAGUGCACAGUGGCCAAUCUGUGCCAGGAUGGGAAUGGUGGUUGCAGCCAGCAUGCUACCUGCAGUCAGGAAGGGACUGUUGUCAACUGUACCUGCCUGGCGGACUAUGAGGGUGACGGCUGGAGCUGCCGUGCCCGAGACCCCUGCGCAGAUGGCCGGCGCGGGGGUUGCAGUGAGCAUGCGGACUGCCUGAACACUGGCCCGAACUCACGGCGCUGUGUGUGCCACGCUGGCUAUGUGGGUGAUGGGCUUGAAUGCGUGGGGGAACCAGAGCCUCCUGUGGACCGCUGCCUGGACCAGCCACACCCCUGUCAUGAGGACGCAGUGUGCACGGACCUGCACUUUCAGGAGAAGCGGGCUGGUGUCUUCCACCUCCAGGCUCCCACCGGCCCCUACGGCUUCAACUUCUCUGAGGCAGAGGCGGCUUGUGACGCCCAGGGAGCAGCCCUGGCUUCACUCCCUCAGCUCUCUGCUGCCCAGCAGCUGGGCUUCCAUCAGUGCCUCGUGGGCUGGCUGGCUAACGGCUCGGCUGCCCACCCCGUCGUGUCCUCCGCGACCGAUUGCGGUGACGGCCAGGUGGGCAUCAUCAGCCUGGGAACCCGUGAGAACCGCUCAGAGCGCUGGGAUGCCUACUGCUACCGCCAGCAAGAUGUGUCCUGCCGGUGUCGCAGCGGCUUUGUAGGCGAUGGGAUCAGCUUCUGCAACGGGAAGCUGCUUGAUGUGCUGUCUACCACGGCCAACUUCUCCACCUUCUAUGGGAUGCUGCUGAGCUACGCCAACGCCACGCCACAGGGUCUUGCCUUCCUGGACUUCCUGGAUGACGAGCUCACCUACAAGACGCUCUUCGUCCCGGUCAACAAUGGCUUUGCAGACAACAUGACACUGAGUGGCCCAGACUUGGAGCUGCAUGCCUCCAACGCCACCUUCCUCAGCGCCAACGCCAGCCAGGGGACCUCGCUUCCUGCCCACUCAGGCCUCAGCCUUGUGAUCAGGGACUCAGACACCAACAGCAGCUCGGGGGUACCUCCAGCCCCAGGGACAGUGGUGGUGAGCCACAUCAUCGUGUGGGACAUCAUAGCCUUCAAUGGCAUAAUUCAUGCUCUGGCCAGCCCCCUCCUGGCACCCCUGCAGCCUCGGGCCGUGGUGGCAUCUGAGGGCCCUCCUGUGGCUGCAGGUGUGGGGGCUGUGUUGGCUGCCGGGGCCCUGGUGGGCUUGGCAGCUGGAGCCUUCUACCUCCGGGCCCGAGGCAAGACCACUGGGUUUGGUUUCUCCACCUUCCAGGCGGAAGAUGACGCUCAAGAUGACUUCUCCCCGUGGCAGGAGGGGACCAGUCCCACCCUGGUCUCAGUCCCCAACCCUGUCUUUGGCAGCCACGAUGCCUUUGGCGAGCCCUUUGAUGACUCACUCCUGGAGGACGACUUCCCUGACACCCAGAGGAUCCUCGCGGUCAAGUGAGGCUGCUGGGCAGCGUGGCAGGCAGAGAGAGAGAGCACUUUUAUUGCCUGUGUGGAAUCGCCAGUGUGUGCGUGUGUGUGUACGUGUGUGUGUGUGUGUGUGUGCAGGGGGCGGGGUAACAAUAAAGGCGCCCUCAGCGGAUGUGGGCCAUGU
This is a messenger RNA of Sorex fumeus (smoky shrew), 7922 nucleotides long. RefSeq names its product stabilin 1 (gene STAB1). The record is from RefSeq and is a predicted model, not a curated record. The transcript has 69 exons. Lineage: Eukaryota; Metazoa; Chordata; Mammalia; Eulipotyphla; Soricidae. Gene Ontology annotation, molecular function: hyaluronic acid binding; calcium ion binding. Gene Ontology annotation, biological process: cell adhesion. Bases 57 to 7769 code for a protein of 2570 amino acids.